GGCAACACAUAGCCUGCAGCCAAGUGGACAGCAAUGGCACUGAUAAGACCAAACGCGAAACGCAUCGCAUUUGCGGAAGUGAGCGCGCGGGUGGGGCCUCGGUGUGUGCCGUAGAGACGGUGACUACAGACGCCUAUAGGAUCCCGUGAAAUGAAGCGUUCUGUAUGACCCUACAAAGACCCGUGGAUUUUUUUAAGGCCGGACAUUAAAUGGCGCCGAUAUUUGGAAAUAACAGGGGUCACCGUGCGCAAUGUUGAAGGAGCGGCUGAAAUAAGCGUUUAUAUUUUCUAAUUGUCUAGCAGCGAGUGGGCUAACUAACACCAAGAGGAUUAAACCCUGUUACCAUCACACAACCGAUAUCUCAUGACUGGAGCAAUGUGAAACGCCGAUAUCGCUCAUUCCUUCAGUCUAUUGAGGAGGAAUAAUAAUGAACGACGCGCAAGAUAUGUCUCCCGAUUUUGUCUUGAUGCGCCUGGUCUCCGCGGCCGAGGAUGACCGCUUGGAUGAGGAGAAUGGGAAUUUGUCGUCGGGCAGCGCACUGACAGUGCAGGAGGUCUUGGCUCAUGGGGGUAUUAAGGGUAACUUUGAAUGCACGUCGAAUCAAAUGGCCCGACACGGACAUAUGAACAAAGCUCCGCAAGCAAGCGGACCGGAGGCACCUGACACUGGAGUGAUGGCGACCAGACCUGCGCUGUCUGUACCGCCUCCGCCGCUUCAUUCAGCCGAGGCCCACGGGUACGAUCUCACACACAGAGGGGGAAUGGGGCCUCAGCUGCUGGUCUUCAGAAACAUAUCGAGAGACUCUGAAGGAUUUGCUGAAAAUAAUUCAGAUGAUCAGCGCGCGGUCAGGGCUUUUGAGGACCGAGCGGCGCUCGCAUCCGAAUCUAGCGGCAGCAUCAAUAACAACAUGCUUGGCGCCGUGGACGCGCAGCAUCCUUCGGCGUGGACCCUGCAUCCACAGCUCAAAGCUACAAACAUGGAGGGAGCCGAGCUGUGUCACCGGCAUCGUCUGAUCACGGACAAAAAUGACUGGCCGCCGGUGGUGGAUAAAAGCAACCCCGUGUCGAUGACAGAGCCUGGCUGGAGCUGCACAGCGGCGCAGCGACAGCUCCAGCUUCCCGACGGUCCCGUAUUAGAGCUGGCGAGGAAAUUCGGGGAGCUGGGGGUCACUCCGGUAACCGAAUUUUUACUCAAAGACGGUGAGCUCCCGCACUGUUCGUGUCAAAGCGUCCUCGGUUCGGCGGUAGCUGGAAUCAGGCAAGGCGAGGACCCAACCGAGACCAGUGAUGCUCUGUUGGUGCUGGAGGGCCUCGGGUCAGAAGAGGUGAAAGGCCUGGGCAUCAAUACCUGUCAAAAGACUGAAUCACAGAAUGUUGGGGGACAGGGUGAAGUGGUGAACGCGAUGCCGGGUGCGUUUGCGCUCAAGUGUUUCCCAGCGGUGCAGGCCAUGGGGGUAUCCGGGGGACUUUGCGCGCCCGCGUGUAGUGAAUCACGGCUAUGUUGUUUGUUGCGAGAUUCGGUAAACACCACGGCUCAGGCUAAUACCGCUGACAAACGGACUCCCGAGCUUCUUUUACCACUGUCCGUUACAACCCAGGCUGAACCGAACCAGCACACUCCGUGUUCCAGCCAGGCGUCCACUCCAAAGGCCCGGCCGGACAGGAGCGCGUCCCGUGCGCAACUCUCCUGUGCGGUGGGCAGUGGAGAGAAGACGCUAAAGGUACCAGGGAAAUCCAGAAAGGGGUCACUUAAAAUCCGCCUGAGUAAACUUUUCAGAACUAAAAGUUGCAGUGGCUCUAACAAUAUUUUGGACAAGAGACCUUCGGUUACGUUCUCCAUAUCCUCAGCAGGCAGUUUAGUUGACAUGUCAGGUGCAAGCGGUACUGAACAAGACGCAGGGAGCCAACCUCGACUCACAAGGGCACAAAGUGCCUUUUCUGCAGCCUCUUUUACUCCUCUUUUCACAGGAGAGACUGUGUCUUUAGUUGAUGUGGACAUCUCACAGCGAGGGAGAAACUCUCCUCAUCCUCCCACUCCUCCACCUCCUCCUCGACGGAGCCUAAGUCUGCUAGACGAUAUAGGUGGGCCGCAACCUGGGCCCUUCCUAGUGAGCGUAAUGGGGGCAUCCCUGCACUCUCUCCCUCUGCCUCUUCCUCCUCCUCCCCCUCUCCACACUACCAUCCAGCAUAGUCUCAGCCUCAAUGAUGCUUUCUUCCGGGCACUUCCUCAUUCGGCCCCAUCACCAAUGGAGACACCCGCCCCUGCCAGAGUGGCCCCACCACCGAUUAUGUGUCCGCUGAGAGGGGCCGAUUCCAGUAGCUUCACUGCCAGCCUGAGAGAGCUGGAGCGGUGUGGCUGGUAUUGGGGGCCAAUGAACUGGGAGGAUGCUGAAAUGAAGCUGAGAGGAAAGCCAGAUGGCUCAUUUUUGGUGAGGGACAGUUCGGACCCACGGUACAUCCUCAGUCUCAGCUUUCGCUCGCAGGGAGUCACGCACCACACACGUAUGGAGCACUAUAGAGGAACCUUCAGUUUAUGGUGCCACCCUAAAUUUGAGGACCGCUGCCAUUCUGUGGUUGAAUUUAUCGAGCGAGCCAUCAUGCACUCUAAAAAUGGGAAAUUCCUCUACUUCUUGCGUUCACGUGUACCUGGGCUGCCUCCAACCCCUGUGCAGCUGCUCUAUCCAGUCUCACGCUUCAGCAAUGUGAAAUCACUCCAGCAUUUGUGCCGUUUCUGCAUCCGACAACUCGUCCGCAUAGACCACAUUCAGGAGUUGCCCCUUCCCAAACCGCUCAUUGUCUACCUGAGGAAGUUUUAUUACUAUGACCCAGAAGAAGAGACGUACCUGUCAAUCAAAGGCAUGCGCCAGGCAGCAGGUGUGGAACAGGAAGCCGAAUCUGAAACAUAGCCAGAUCUGUACCGGUUUUCACUGAUUUCUGUGUGGAUAAUAGAUGGAACAGCGCAUGGACACUUCCUGGUGCACAGCUCUGCUCCAACUCCCUGCCAGUCUUCCAGCAGCAGCCAAUCAACAUCAGCGGACUGGCCCCUCCUCUUUGACCGAACAUGGACAGAGGGAGUUCAGAGGAGUGCUGGAAUACUGUCUAUGUUGAGCAGACAAAUAAAUCCAGAGACUGAAAUGAUAGACAAAGGACUUGAAAACACUGGACAGCAUACAGUGGACUUAAAAAAUAAUAAGUUUAAACAAAAAUCGAUCAUGGACAUUUGAUUUGGGGUACUAGCAAAAGCCUUCAUCUGUGAGUUAUAUUACACUGGAGUUUUUAAAAUGGCCGGUUUGUGAAUCCGUCUCUGUUUUGUUCUUUCUUUCUUUUCCCAUCAGGCUCUUGUCGCUGGGUGGAGUGUGUGACCCCUUUAUUUGUCCUUUCUGUAAUUCCUUCAGUCUGACCAGGCCACAUGAACUGUAUUUUGAGUAAAAGACAAAGUAAACAUGAAAAUAAGUGGUGGCAUA
This is a messenger RNA of Paramisgurnus dabryanus, 3463 nucleotides long. It is a transcript of the gene socs7, whose product is annotated as suppressor of cytokine signaling 7. NCBI's taxonomy places the organism in Eukaryota, Metazoa, Chordata, Actinopteri, Cypriniformes, Cobitidae. Gene Ontology annotation, molecular function: 1-phosphatidylinositol-3-kinase regulator activity. The record is from RefSeq and is a predicted model, not a curated record. Gene Ontology annotation, cellular component: phosphatidylinositol 3-kinase complex. Gene Ontology annotation, biological process: phosphatidylinositol phosphate biosynthetic process; intracellular signal transduction.